This is a messenger RNA of Suricata suricatta (meerkat), 3714 nucleotides long. It is a transcript of the gene COL9A3, whose product is annotated as collagen type IX alpha 3 chain. The transcript is spliced from 32 exons. NCBI's taxonomy places the organism in Eukaryota, Metazoa, Chordata, Mammalia, Carnivora, Herpestidae. The record is from RefSeq and is a predicted model, not a curated record. The coding region runs from base 953 to 3001 and encodes 682 amino acids.
GGGGAGGGCUGGGAUCCUGCAAAUCCAAUGGGCCUGUAGGUGGCCUGGAUAUUUGAGAGUCCCCCCGGGUGGCCAUGGAGCCCCCCGGCCUCCUUACCUUACUGUUCCUGCUGCCCAGGGCGAAGCAGAGUUUGCCUAAAUCUGGUGACCCCCGCCCCUCCCCGAGCUGCCCAAACCCUGUGAUACACAGGAAAGACCAACACCAGCCUUGGAGUCCAGCCAUCACCAACUUUGCUCAGGCCCCAGGGCCCUUGCUGGCGCUUCCUUCUCUGCCAGGGGCACCACUCUGCUCUCUCUUGGGGUGCGCAGUGCUAGGCAAGGGCCUGCCCUUUGCCGGUGACAGAUGCCAUGGGUGGACAGCUCAGAAUUGUUACAGUUUGGGGGAGGCCCUGGGUGGGAGAUGUCCCCACAUCGAGCAGGCACGGCCCCAGACUUUGCCAGGGCACCAUAGGGCAGCGGGAGCCAGAGGUGUGGCUUGGCCUGCCCCCCCCCACAGGGGUCCUUGCCCUCUCUGGGGGGUCUUCCUGGGCCGUGGGCAGCCUCAGUCCCACUCAGGAUCCUGGGGAGGUCACCCUGUUCUAGGCUGGGGCUGCCCCGGCUCGAAAGGAGCCCUUCAGCGUGGGGCUGUCCCCUCCCUACGCCCCGCUUGAGGCGCAAGUGGUGAAAGGGCUUCUUUCUUUUUUGCUAAAAGGUGUGUGUGUGUAACUUCUCAGUCUCGGGGUAAUUUUAACUCAGAGGCCAGCCAAAAAAUGCCACUGGGUCUCUUUUUUGCCCCUGGCCGCGGCAGGGCGGCGAGAGGCGGCGCGGGGGCCCCAGGUGGGCCCUGCUGAAUGGGGGGCUUGUGCACUGGCGUCGGGGCGGGAACUGGCGCCCAGCCCACCGCCCGCCCCGCCCGCCGCCGGGGCCCAGGCCACCGCCGGCCGCUGCCGCCGCUCAGAGCGCGGCUGCAGCCAUGGCCGGAGCCCCCUCCCUGGCCCUGCUCCUGCUCGGGCAGCUCCUGGCCGCGACCGUGACCGAGGCGCAGAAAGUGGGACCCCAAGGCCCCCCGGGCCCCCAAGGGCCACCUGGGAAGCCGGGCAAGGACGGCAUUGAUGGAGAAGUUGGGCCUCCGGGUCUGCCAGGGUCCCCGGGACCAAAAGGGGCCCCAGGGAAGCCAGGAAAACCAGGGGAGGCUGGGCUCCCAGGACUGCCUGGUGUGGACGGUCUGACAGGGCAGGAUGGACCACCCGGCCCCAAGGGCGCACCUGGAGAACGGGGAAGUCUGGGCCCCCCGGGGCCCCCCGGGCUGGGGGGCAAAGGCCUCCCCGGACCCCCGGGAGAGGCCGGAGUGAGCGGUGUCCCUGGUGGAGCUGGCCUCCGGGGCCCCCCGGGACCCUCGGGACUACCGGGCCCCCCUGGCCCCCCAGGACCUCCUGGAGCCCCUGGUCACCCAGGGGUCCUCCCUGAAGGCGCUACUGACCUGCAGUGCCCAGCCAUCUGCCCACCAGGCCCUCCUGGGCCCCCAGGAAUGCCAGGGUUCAAGGGGCCCACCGGCUACAAAGGGGAGCAAGGAGAGGUCGGCAAGGAUGGCGAGAAGGGUGAUCCUGGCCCCCCUGGGCCCGCAGGCAUCCCAGGCACUGUGGGGCUGCAGGGGCCUCGGGGCCUUCGAGGUCUGCCGGGGCCGGCCGGGCCCCCCGGGGAUCGAGGUCCCAUUGGAUUCCGAGGGCCGCCAGGGAUCCCAGGAGCCCCUGGGAAAGUGGGUGACAGAGGUGAGAGGGGCCCAGACGGGUUCCGUGGCCCCAAGGGUGACCUUGGCAGACCAGGUCCCAAAGGAGUCCCUGGAGUGGCCGGGCCGAGUGGAGAGCCGGGUAUGCCAGGCAAGGAUGGCCGGGAUGGUGUGCCGGGACUUGAUGGAGAGAAGGGAGAGGCUGGUCGCAGUGGUGCUCCAGGAGAGAAGGGUCCCAACGGGCUGCCGGGCCUCCCUGGACGAGCGGGGUCCAAGGGCGAAAAGGGAGAACUGGGCCGAGCUGGGGAGCUGGGUGAGGCCGGACCCUCAGGAGAGCCUGGCAUCCCAGGAGACGUCGGAGUGCCCGGGGAGCGCGGGGAGGCUGGACACAGGGGCUCGGCGGGGGCUCUGGGCCCACAAGGCCCUCCCGGAGCCCCUGGCGUCCGAGGCUUUCAGGGCCGGAAGGGCAGCAUAGGCGACCCCGGCCUGCCAGGCCCCCAGGGCCUCCGAGGUGGCAUGGGUGACCGGGGUCCUGGAGGAGCCGCAGGCCCGAAGGGAGACCAGGGAGUCGCAGGUUCCGACGGUCUUCCAGGGGACAAAGGAGAGCUGGGUCCUGGUGGUCCCAUCGGUCCCAAAGGAGAGGCGGGCAGUCGAGGGGAGCUGGGCCCGAAGGGCAUCCAGGGCCCCAACGGCACGAGGGGCGUGGACGGCGUCCCAGGCCCACCUGGCCCUGCGGGCUUCCAGGGCGUCCCGGGCGUGCCUGGCAUCACCGGCAAAGCCGGCGUCCCGGGGCGAGAGGCCAGCGAGCAGCACGUCCGGGAGCUGUGCGGGGCGAUGCUCAGCGAACAAAUAGCACAGUUAGCUGCUCACCUGAGGAAGCCGUUGGCGCCAGGAUCCGCGGGCCGGCCUGGUCCAGCCGGGCCCCCCGGGCCCCCCGGGCCCCCCGGCUCCACCGGCCACCCGGGUGCUCGAGGGCCCCCGGGAUACCGAGGCCCCACCGGAGAGCUGGGAGACCCUGGGCCCAGAGGGACCCAGGGAGACCGGGGAGACAAAGGCGCGGCGGGCGCGGGUCUGGACGGCCCUGACGGAGACCAGGGGCUUCAAGGACCGCAGGGCGUGCCCGGCGUUAGCAAGGAUGGCCGCGAUGGGGCCCACGGCGAGCCUGGGCCUCCGGGCGACCCUGGCCUCCCAGGCGCCGUUGGCGCUCAGGGGACCCCUGGCAUCUGUGACACCUCGGCCUGCCAAGGAGCCAUGAUGGCAGGGGGUGGGGAAAAAUCCGGUUCUAGAAGCUCCUAAAACAGAACUGAAGGAAGCGGGGGAGAAAAGGAGGCUGCUGCAAACAGGGGGCUCCGGAAGGAGGGGACCCGGGCCACGAGGUGAGGUCCCCCCCGGCCCGGUCCUCGCGUCCACACGCAGGCCCCUGAGAGCGUCCUCCCCGACCGGGCCUUCGUGUGGUCACCGUCGUCACACCUCAGGCCAGGCCCCAUGUGACGCGGCCCCUGCACGACCCCAGAGAAGACACUCGCCACACAGCGUUUGUGGGAGGAGGGGCCGCGGCGGGACCGGCGGCGGCCCUGCCGCACGCGGUCUAGGCUGACUUUCCCGCUUCCGUGGACAGACGGUUACCUGUCUCCGAUUAACGGUAUUUAUUGAAGCCGACUCCGUGCCGCACGGAGGUCUAGCGCUAUUACCUGUUGUGAUAAAUAAAGCCACUCGUGUGAAAAACUCGGUUCCAAACACUAUAGAGUUUAUUAUACAGAAAGCAAGGACUCUCAAUAUGGAAACGAGGGCACCGAGUCACCCGCUGUGACAACACUUCACCGACGGACAGAAAGGGCUUCGCGGGGGGUCUGGGAGACGCCCAGAGGGAGGCCGGAGCCAGGCGCCUGCACAGGGGAGAGAGAACCAGUGAAAUUUCCAAACUACUUGUAACUAAGAACAACUGAACUUGUUCUGGUGGCUACGUGGGCACAUCCAAAAUGUAAAUAAAAUAAGUCAAAAGCAAUAUA